Molecule: messenger RNA, 943 nt
Organism: Aplysia californica (California sea hare)
Lineage: Eukaryota; Metazoa; Mollusca; Gastropoda; Aplysiida; Aplysiidae
Exons: 3
Coding region: 257-943 (228 amino acids)
Source: RefSeq, a predicted model, not a curated record
AAGAAGUAAACAUUUCCCGCAAAAAAUAUACCAUUGCAAAUAAAUGGAUAAUCAAAUUGUUAGAGACAUCACACAGUAAAAUUAAGACUAAAACACGGGUCUGAAAAUGGUCUUUUAAUUCGUCGGGAGGAAAACAUUGCUAUUUUGAAUAGGCUAGGGGAGAACACUCUGACAAAAAGGAUUGCAUUGUGUAUUCUGCUGAGUGACGACAACUGGUAAUUUUCUUGUCAACUUUCAGAGAGAAGAGAACAACAUAAUGGCCGUCCUUCUGUCUUCAAAAGCUUUUAGCUGUCAUGUACUCAGUUUGUCCUUUGCCAGAAAUAUUCGUCAAGCUCCAUUUACCAAUGGCCAUGCAUACCAUCUCUUGAGUCAAAGGGGUUCGUUCCGUGGGAACACCUUUCACAAGUUCAGGCACAGGAAACCUCCGCAAUGCCAUCAGACGACUAACAGACUACAGUCAAACAGCCAUGGACCAGGCAGGCAGGGUAAAAUUGAAGGCCUUCCCAAGGUUUCCUUGUUCAAGAGGCUUGUUGGCCAAGUUGGACCUCAGAAAAGAAACUGGCAUCCAGGAUCCUCCAAUUUAAAUCCAAAUGAAGUAGGAAUUGCUGGUGCAAAACCUGUCAGAUAUAUUGAUAUGAUGAAGUCUAUGCUGACCUAUAUCUGGCCAAAGGACAAUCUGCGCUUUAAGAUUCGUGUUGUGAUUGCCCUGGGUUUACUUGUUGGCGCCAAGGUGAGAUAUCGAGGCUUUGUUUUUUAUUGUUUGAAUAAAUUUAAACGCCAACACACCCGACAAAGUUCAUUCAGAGACUCUAUGGCUCUCAUAUUAUGUGUGACCCAUUGCAGUUUAACAAUUUUUACUUCGGAACACAAUUCACUGACUGAUUGCCAGCCACUGCAAAGUGCUAGAAAAACAAAAUUCUCAUCAUUAGAAAAUAUGAUUUGA